CCCAACCCCUGAUUUUUCGUGUGUUUUUUUCUGUGCAAUUUUGAGAAUUUCUAAAAUUAAAGUUUUUCAGGCUUAUUAAAUACUUUUUGCAUAUUCUACUUGAUCCCUUUUAAAUAAUUAAGACAACAAACAUGCCGGCUUAUCAUUCACAAAUCAAGGAUUAUAAUCAAUCAGUAGCCAAUAUGGCAUUACUUCCGUUACGAACGCAAUUCCGUGGACCAGCACCACAAUCAAAUAUCGAGCAGGAUAUAAUUGAUGAAUCAAUUUAUUUUUUUAAAGCCAAUAUCUUCUUUAGAACGUAUGAAGUUAAAAAUGAGAUAGAUCGUGUGCUAAUUUAUGUGACACUUUACAUCCCAGAAUGCUUGAAGAAACUCCAAAGAUGCCCAAACAAGAAUCAAGGAAUGCAAGAAAUGUAUUCACUUGCCAUUAGCAAAUUUGACAUUCCUGGCGAAGCUGGAUUUCCUCUAAACUCUGUUUAUGCAAAGCCUCAAACUACAGCAGAAGCUGAUUUAAUGCGUAAUUAUUUGACCCAAAUUCGUCAAGAGACUGGAAAUAGAAUUUGUGAAAAGGUUUUCAACACAGAAGACGGUCGCCCAAAUAAAUUUUGGAUGUGCUUCUCAAAGAAGAAGUUUAUGGAAAAGAGCCUCGGAACUUAUUAGAGAAACUGACGUCACUUCCGAUUUUCUUUCUUAAAAGUAUUCUUCUUUUUUUAUUAUUGAACAAAUAUUGUACUGCAAUUAAUAAAAUUCACUAUAUAAUUAAAAUAAUCAAAAA
Chironomus riparius is the source of this 774-nucleotide messenger RNA. Lineage: Eukaryota; Metazoa; Arthropoda; Insecta; Diptera; Chironomidae. The record is from the annotation of a GenBank genome assembly.